This is a messenger RNA of Camelina sativa (false flax), 3985 nucleotides long. Its product is annotated as myosin-binding protein 1. The record is from RefSeq and is a predicted model, not a curated record. Gene Ontology annotation, molecular function: myosin binding. Lineage: Eukaryota; Viridiplantae; Streptophyta; Magnoliopsida; Brassicales; Brassicaceae.
CGAUUAAAUAGAAAUAGAUCGAUGGCAACUCAUUCAAUAAUGUCUAAAUUUAUUAAUUUUAAAAUUUAGUGAUUGAAUUGUGAAGACUACGUGCAGCAGUCCUUGCUGGGUCUCUUUUUUUGGUUUUUUUUAAAAAAAAAAUAUAUAUUCCUUAUAUACUACAAGCGAAUGGGAUCAUCAAUGUUGUUUUCUGGGAACGUCUCUCUCAAAAAACACAACUUUACUUACUUAUAUUUUUUUGGAAUUUUCACCGUCAACUCUGUUAUUCAAACUCCGAUCCCAAUAUAUACUCUGUUACUUCCUAUGUCUCUGGUGAUCCUCUUAUGAUUUUUAAAAAGAUUUGAAGCCUGAUUGAUUCUUGAUCUUAUGUUUCUACAAGAAGAUGGCUACUAGACAAAUGUCUGCAGUCAAAUCACAGAUGGGUUCCCGGAGUUUCACUAGAGCUUUGGCUUUUGCCUUUAAUGAGUGGCUACUGAUGUUGAUGCUCUUUGUCAACUCCAUAUUCUCCUACGUGAUCGCUAGGUUUGCAGAUUACUCUGAGCUUCAGUCUCCAUGUUUGAUGUGUUCAAAUCUUGAUCAUAUUCUCGGGAGGACUAAACAUUUGAAGAAACCUCAUUGGGAUAUGAUCUGCUCUAAACACAAAUCAGAAAUCUCGUCGUUGGUUUACUGUCACGCUCAUGGGAAGCUUGUUGAUGUCCGGGGAAUGUGCGAGACUUGUCUUUUCUCCUUUGCUACAACCAAUAAGUCAAACGCUGAAACUUACAGAUUGUUGGUUGGUAAAUUGGGUGAUAAUUCUUACUUUGGAUCCAAGACUGAUCGAAGCACAAAUCCAAAUUGCUCUAAACUUACAGAUUGUACAUGUUGUAAUCAGCUUUGGGGGACUCAAACCGCUGCUGCUACUCAGGUGGCUGAACGAGAAAUGCUACCCAAGUUUGGUUUACUUAGUAAAGUGAGAACUGGGAAGCAGUCUACGCCCAAGAAAAGUGUCAGGUUCAAUCAUUUGCCUGAUGUUGGGUACACUGAGCUCAAGAUUCAUCCAGAUACUGAAUCAGAAGCUGUAUUUCCAGAUAAUGAACCAAAGCAAGAAUCUUCACUCAGUGAUAUGCCUCAUGUUGGGUUCAAUGAGCCCAAGAUUGGUUUGGUUGGUGUUUUGAGAACCGAGGAACAAUCUACACCCAAGAAAAAUGUUAGGUUCAAUCAUUUGCCUGAUGUGGGGUACUCUGAGCUUAAAGUUCAUUCAGAUACUGAAUCAGAAGCUGUAUUUUCAGAAGAUGAAGGUGUCAUCGUUAAAGAAGAGGGUCAUAAGUUUCAUACCGUGGAUCUUCAGACUCCUCCAAUUAUCACCUUGCCUUAUGAUUUGGCUACCGACAAGCUGCUGAACCUCGAUUUCCAUUUGGAGCCUCUGACCACUCAAAAUGACCAAGAGGAAGUUCAGUUGCAAGAGAUCAAUUGGAGAACUUAUUCCUCAUUUCCUAAGUUUAUUCCAGUUGAUGGUGUGCCUGAAACACCAGAGAAGGUGUUGAAGGAGGAAGAGAUCAUUUCUUCAGAUGAUCUUUUCUUAACAUCACGCGCCAAAGAACAUUUUGCAGCUGUUUCAAAGGAGAAAGAAGAGACAAUUCGCCUCCACGAUAUUACUUCAACACCAGAUUUCAUGGAACAUCCUGAGAAUGCCUCUGUAAUGGAGGAGACUGAGCUUCUUUGCCUUAAUGAUGUUACUUCAACAUCAUGCGCCAUGAAACAUUCUGAAGUUUUUCUAAAGGGCAAUGAAGAGCCAAUUCACGUCCAAGAUAUAUCUUUAACACCAGAGUUUAAGGAAAAUCCUGCACAUGCCUCUGUAAUGGAAGAGACUGAGCUUAUUUGCCUCAAUGAUGUUACUUCAACAUCACGCACCAUGGAACAUUCUGCAGCUGUUUUAAAGGAGAAUGAAGAACCAAUUCACCUUCACGAUACUACUUUAACAUCAGAUUCUAUGGAGAAUCCUGAAAAUGCUUCCUUAACGGAAGAGACUGAGCUUAUCUGCCUCAAUGAUGUUACUUCAACAUCACACACGAUGGAAUAUUCUGCAGCUGUUUCAAAGGAGAAAGAAGAGCCGAUUCACCGCCAAGAUAUUUCUUUAACGUCAGAUUUGAAGGAAAAUCCUGCAAAUGUCUCCUUAAAGGAAGAGACUGAGCUUAUUUGCCUCAAUGAUGUUACUUCAACAUCAAAGACUGCUGAAACUCCUGAAGAUGUCUUUAAAGGAAUUGAACUUAUGCCCCUCCAUGAUGUUUCUCUAGACGAGGUUCCUGAAUCACUCACUCCAAAUGAAACCUCUGUUGAGAUGUCGAGGGAGAGGGACACAGACCAAGCUGAUAUUACCUCCCUGGAAUCUGAAUAUAUAGUUGUACCAUCUCCAAAUUCCAUCGAAAACUGUGUAUCAGACAACAGGGAAAUGCAAGAGACAUCUCUUACAGGCUCUUUAUUGUCUGAAAUGGCUCCACGGAACGUCGCUUCUCACACACAAGCAGCUAUUAAUGAGUCAGAAUCUUCUUCAUUCAACUCAAUGUCGGUGGCAGCUGAAACAAACCAAUAUUCAGGGGAGUUACUGGAUCUUGCGGAUGCAUACAAUAUCGUUGUAGGUAAUGAGAGCAACAACGAUAGUAAUGGAAGAGAACAAAUAGAGAACUGGAUGAAGAAAGAUACAUCUAGAGUUAGCGAAGACCUGAAAGCACUUCUUACUCAAAUAUCAGCUUCUCGUGGGAUAGAGUUUUUGUCGCCAAGAGAUGUAAGCCCCAAGAUAUCUGUUAACAGUAGUGAUCAGGAUACAAAGAACCUAGAUCAUGAUAUGCAGCUGCUAAUUCAGAAGAGAAUGCUCGAAAGGAACGAGAGCAACUUAUCUUUGGAAGGAGUUUCUGUGAGUGAAAUCGAGGGAGAAAGUGAGAGUGAUCGGUUGAAAAGGCAGGUUGAUUACGACAGGAAACUGCUGACUGGUUUAUAUAAAGAAUUGGAGGAAGAAAGAAGCGCUUCAGCGGUUGCUACAAACCAAGCAAUGGCUAUGAUUACGAGGUUGCAGGAAGAGAAAGCGUCGUUCCAAAUGGAAGCUUUGCAGAACCUGAGGAUGAUGGAAGAGCAAGCGGAGUAUGAUAUGGAAGCAAUACAGAGAUUGAAUGAUUUACUUGUUGAGAGAGAAAAAGUUAUUCAAGAUUUAGAAGCUGAGAUUGAAUACUUCCGGGACCAGACCCCGCAGAAGAAGGAUAAGCUAGAUGUUGCAGAACAGGUCACUGAAAUGGAUUCGCCUAGUGAGGGAAUGAGCAACAAGAUACAGAGUUGUUUAGUUGGGUUUGAAGAAGAGAGAUUAUAUAUCACUAGUUGUUUGGAGAAGAUUGAAAACAGAGUAACUGGCGAGGCUCAUGGCGAUAAUCUACCAGCAGAAGAAUCUGUUUCUGAGCUACAGGAGAGAGUAGAGAGGCUGAAGGGAGAUUUAUACUUCCUAGAACAGGUUAUGAACUCUCUCGGGCACGGGAAUGAAGGCAUGCAAUUUGUCAAGGAAAUAGCUUCCCAUUUGCAAACUCUGCGGACUCUCAGCAUGAAAAGACAAGAACACACAGAGAGUUGAUGCCGCGUAACAACCUUCACAAAGAUUUAUUUGUGGAGAGGAUAUUGUAGAGGAAUCUAAAAGAAGUUCACGAGUGGUAAAAAAAAAGCUUAAAGAAAGUGUACAGAAUCGUCUUCAUGGCCUUUCCCUCUCGUAUACCGAAUUUUUUACAGUUUCAUUUUCGGGUUUGGUGUUCAUAAUUUCUUGUGGGGGUUGUCACAUUCUUUGUGUUUAUUUUACAUUUUUCUUAUAGAUUUUGAGUGAAGAGUGAAUGUGGGUUGUUCUGAAGUUCUCAUUUGAACUUCUUUUUUUUUUUUAGUUAGGUUGAUACUUUUGUUUAGCAUGUCAAAAGAGUCAUGCAACUUUGUUAAAAUUGUUGUACAUUUCUUGGUUAUACGGAUGUUAAAUUCAUAA